AUGUUGUUCCUAUUUGCAUUGCUUGUCACAAUAAUGUUUAUCAGUCAGAUUCACAACACCACCACAUGUCUGGACAAUGACCUAAAUAAUAAUAUUAAUAAUAAUAAUAAUAAUUUAAAGAGCAACCCAGAUCAGACAGAAAAGAAUAUCAACUCAAUCAUUGAUAAACCAUCAGUUCUCACAAAGGAAAAGGUGGUCGAGGCACAUCGUGUCAAGAUUCUACUGAAUACAAUUGAUUCAUCCAAUCACAAUCCUUAUACAUCCAACGCUCUGCUUCAGACCUACUUAACCUAUCUUCACUAUCACCAACAAUACACACAUGUCAUUCCCAAAUCACCAUCGAAAUAUCAAUACAAGGACAUCAUAACAUCCACGACAAUUCCCGAUCGUGCCUUCACCAACACAGCAGUACCACCACUCAAGGACUUGGAGAGGGAGUUGGCCAAAUUCUUUACGGACAAUCAAUUGACUCCAGACAAUCUCUACUGGAUGGACACUUACACGAUCAAUCAGUUGGAUAAUCUGGAAAAGAGGAGACUCGAGUCAGAGGUGGUCGAUGAGUUCUACUCAUAUGAGACCAAGAUGGACCAACUUCAAACCAUUCAGAAGGAGUAUGAGAUGAAGGAGGCUUUGCCAGAGUUUGAUCUACCACUGGAGCCCAUCCAUCCCAGACCAAUGAUCUCAGCUCCCUACCUCUUCCUACAUGUUCCAAAGACUGGUGGCAACACAAUCGUCAACCUCUUCAAGUUCACAUAUGGUACCACCAAGGUGCGUCAUCAGUGGGUACACCCUGGAUACAGAGAGAAGAAUAUUUUGGCUGGACAGAAGGCAAUUGUUGGUCAUUUCAACUAUGGUCUGCAUACCUAUCUGGAGGGUGAAGAGAGGGACAACUUCUCCUACAUGACCCUAUUGCGUGAUCCUGUCGAGCGAGUACUGUCACAUUACUUCUAUCAUAGAGAGAACCUUGAGGAUCCAGAGCAUGACCUGGCUGAGAGACUGCCAUUGGCUGAUUGGAUACUUCAAUCUCCAAGAGGAUCAAAUGAACAAACAAGAGUACUCUCUGGAAUUGCAGCAACAACAGAGUCAAGGGUCUCUGAUGAGUCCUUCAGGAUGGCAAUGUACCAUUUGAGAAAAAUGAAGUUUGUUGGUAUCACAGAGAGAUUCAUGGAGACAACAGUGUUGAUGAAGUACUACUGUGGCCUGAGCACAAUGAGAGAUAUCAAGCUGAAUCAGAGAAGAUCAAAGGUUGAUGCCUCAUCCAUCCCAAAGGAGACCAUUGAGUUGAUCAGGAAACACAACUGGAUGGACAUUCAUCUCUAUGAGGAGGCUCUCAAGAUGUUUGAGAGACAGUUGGAUAUUGUUGGUAGGGAGAGAGUGAACCAAGAGGUAAUGACAGAGUCACUGUGGAAGUGA
Acytostelium subglobosum LB1 is the source of this 1413-nucleotide messenger RNA. RefSeq lists its product as hypothetical. Gene Ontology annotation, molecular function: sulfotransferase activity. The transcript is spliced from 3 exons. Lineage: Eukaryota; Evosea; Eumycetozoa; Acytosteliales; Acytosteliaceae. The record is from RefSeq and is a predicted model, not a curated record. Bases 1 to 1413 code for a protein of 470 amino acids. Gene Ontology annotation, cellular component: membrane.